UGCGCGUGUGUGUGCGUCUUCAAAUGAAGAACAGAGAGCAGCUACAACAAUACCAACAACAACCAUAACAACAACUACGAAGCCAGCCAAACCAAACCAAACCAAAUGUGAAGUGUGGCCAAGCCAAAGCAAACAACUUUUGAUUUGAUUUAAUUCCAAGCAACUACAUCUACAACACUAAGGAAACCCCAAUAUAAAGGACAACGAAAUAUCUGUAUCUUGCAAUGCUGCCAUAUUCCAAAGGCUAAGCGCCAACAAUAGCAAUAACGACAACUAUCAAUAUAAUAACAAUAACAACAACAAGGACAAGAACAACAACUGCAAUUGAAAGCGCACAGCGUGCUGUUUGUUACAUAAUUAUUUCCUCCCCACAAGCGUGAACUGCAAUCUGUCAAGCUGGCGUCCCUAAAGCGAAAUAACAACAAUAUAAGCAAUUAUAAUAACAAUAUAAUGUGGAGUAGUACGAUAUCACCAACAAACUCAAAGAAACUGUUAAUCGGUAGUACACGAAGCGUCGAUUAUGUCGGUGAUAGUGCAACAACAACAGCAACAUCAGCACCCAAAGCCAAAACAAUCCAAGCCACAGGAGCAGGAGCAGGAAUUGGAGCAAAGCCAACGGCAACGGCUAAAGCGUAUACGGUGGUGUCCAACAAAACAGCGACAGCAACAGCAACAGCAACUACAACAACAACAACAGCACAAGCAGCAACAACAAACACAACAACUAAAAUCUCAAUUGAAAUGGAACUUCAUAUACAAAAUAAGUGCAUUUCGGCAUAGCGCAUCACUCUGGAGGGUGGUGCGGAGCCGCCAUGGCUGCAGGGCCCCCUUAAAGCAGCAUUUUUGGGGGCUACUGGCGUCGGCAAAACAAGCAUAUUACAGCAAUUUUUCUACCAUGACUUUCCCAAAACUCAUCAGACGACGACACGUCGCAAAAUCUACAAAAAUUGUCUGGUCUGCGAUACUUGCAUUCGGGAGCUGAUGGUACUGGACGUUCCGCCCCAGAAGCGAUUUCCGGCUGAUAACUUUGCUGAAUGGAAUAAUGGACAUCCGCUGGGGCUGCGAACGGUGCACGCAUAUGUGCUCGUCUACGACAUGGGCAAUUUGGAAACAUUUCAGUACUGCCGCUCGAUGAGAGAUCAAAUAUUGGAUAGUUUCAGUCAUCGUGAUUUUAGCAUAAUUGUGGUCGGCAAUAAAUAUGAUAGUGUGACUGAGGCGCAAGCCAACUCGCAGGAGCUCAAGGACAUUUCCACACUGGUGCGCAAGCAUUGGCGUUGCGGCUACGUCGAGUGUUCCGCGCAAUAUAACUACAAAAUCGGCGACGUCUUUCGUGAGCUGAUGGGCUGUACUAGCACGGGAGGCGUGGUUGGUACUGAAUUUUCACAAUCAACUAGAAAUAAAGGACGUUGUACAAUACUUUAGCAAAUGCUGCAUAAGUUUUUAAAGCCAACACUUUGAUGUAAGCGCCUUUAUCUUUACCUACGACUGUAUUGUUAGUUCACGGGGCGUAUGCGCAACGCGCAAAGCGAAAUUUUUGAGAACGUGUCAUGAAAUGGGCCAAGUGCAAAUGCAGAAGUAGAAAAAAAGCCAAAAAAGUUUGCUGCUACAUUGUUGUAGACCAGUCCCGGCCCGGGCAUCACCACGUCGAAUACACUAUUCCCGCUUUCCUGCUUGCUCAUGCAUAUUUUAGCAUAUUUUUAGUGUUGACUGUCGGGCAAUACUCUGGACGCUGCAGUACUUGCAGUUGCUGCAUUUACUGCCGAGUCCUUUGUUAUUAUUAUUACAACAUUUUGCUGGCUGCUUUUGUUUAAGGGGCCCCUUUGUGUUUGCCCGCUUCCUUUCCUUCCUUUUGUUUGCUGCCGUUUUAAAUGGAAAACGAACGCUUCACCAUUGCAAAUGGCGAACGUUUGUGAAGCCAUUGCACCAUCUCUUUAUAGCCAUCCCGAGCAUCUCAUUGACAACUUUCGUUCAUUUGAAUUUCAAUUUUGAGCAAGCACUUUGCUAUUAACUUGAAGCAACGAAACUUUGUCCCUAUCUAGAUGCUUCAACUGAGCGGCUGCAAGGAGCAGGAAGAAUGCACCACACACCAAAGGCACACACAUAUAAAUCUGCCAUUGAAUAAUUGUUUUUGUUACCAAAUAGACAUAUUGAAGAAUUAUUUCUCGUGGUACGUAAAUAGGUAAUUAUCCCACCACAAUUUACAAUACAUUUUAUGCAAAAAGCAAAAAACAAAAAACCGAAUGAAUAAAAUGCUGGUAUUAACAAAACGGCAAUAGCGUUUAAAUAAAUAUUAUACGACUAUAGUGAAUAAAUAAAUAUGCCUAAUUGUAAG
Messenger RNA from Scaptodrosophila lebanonensis, 2332 nucleotides. RefSeq names its product ras-like protein family member 10B. NCBI's taxonomy places the organism in Eukaryota, Metazoa, Arthropoda, Insecta, Diptera, Drosophilidae. Gene Ontology annotation, molecular function: GTPase activity; GTP binding. The transcript has 7 exons. The record is from RefSeq and is a predicted model, not a curated record.